This is a messenger RNA of Exophiala oligosperma, 636 nucleotides long. RefSeq lists its product as uncharacterized. The transcript has a single exon. NCBI's taxonomy places the organism in Eukaryota, Fungi, Ascomycota, Eurotiomycetes, Chaetothyriales, Herpotrichiellaceae. The record is from RefSeq and is a predicted model, not a curated record. The coding region runs from base 1 to 636 and encodes 211 amino acids.
AUGACUGGGACUGGACGGGGCCUCUGGAGCGGACCAGUUCGGCCAAGCCACCCACUAUUCCAGCCUCCUCUGGGUGUCACUGUCCCUGUCACGCUCCGUGCUUCGGGGUCUCUCUUCCCUUCACUGCAACCCACUCACCCGCCUCUUCACCUGGCGCUCUCUCUCACCAACUGCACUGCGACUCUUACCCCCCUCCGCUGCCGCUGGGCCUGGAAUCUGCCGAAACACUCACUGCACUGCACACAUUGCGCGUCGCUCGUUCGCUCCCCCUCAUCCAACCUCCCAAGCCAAACCCUUUUCACUUCCUGUGCACCGCGACAAGGAACACUCGUUAUUUCCUAUCCCAUAUCCACCAUACCAGCCCAUACAGAUCAGAUUUGUUCUACCUUACCUCUUCUGUAUCCCAAACCCACUUCUAUCCUCUUGCAGUGCAAUUGUUGCACAUCCCUCUUCCAUCCACAAAGCUUGGUUGCGUUGUCUUCACACCUGUCAGUGAUCCUCCCCAGAUUUCCUCGCUGCCGACUCGUCCGGGCCUGCUGCAACCGCCCCUGCCCGCUGCACUUCUCCGUCGACGCGUCCGUGACAUGUCCGCUCACCUUGCCUUCACUGCCUCAACAAGUUCCUGUCGCGUUCUAA